GCCCUUCCUGAGACCAGGCUCCACUUUCAGCACUCCGAAGGGGCCUCAGUGCCUGGACGCAGGGCUCUGGCGGUUGUGGCUGCAGUGCUGUCCGCGCUCUGAUGCGCAGGAGCGUAGCCGGGCCCCUGCGCCCCGCUUUUCUGACAGCUGCACACCAGAUGUGUCCCGAGACCGUUCCCAUUGGCAUGAGCUUUUUUCUGGGGCGGGCCUGUCUUCCCCCAGUGGGUUUGCAGUGGUCUGCAGGGUGUGGUUGUGGGUGCUCGCGAUGCCCUGGCCCCGGCGGGAAGGCCACUGGUGGGAUGAAGGUGUACCUGGGGCCACUCACGCCGUCGGCAGUGGUUCCCUGGGGCCCCUGGGGUAGCAUUCACCAGGUGGGGGGCUGCAGGGUUCGGAGCUGCCCAGACAGAGUGCAUGGCCACCCCUCUCUGCCUGUGUCCCACAUUAACUGAAACCUCCGGUGCACUGCAGUGUCUUCAUCAUCUUCUUGUCCCAUGUUGGUUCCUGGCAGGGUCCCACUCCAGUGUGCUUCUCUGAUCUGGAGCUGUGGCCUCUGCCAUAUGCUCAGUUCCCACUGGGUCUACCCCCUCCUCAGCCUCAUCUCAGUCACAGGGCUGCUGGCCUUCUUGGGCCCACCUGCCCCCACUGUGAUCCCAUCCCUUUGCAUGGUGUAAAUCCCACCUGUGUGUGCGUGACUCCCAACCCCAGCACAGGACCCCUGCCCUCAAUGGGGCCACCAGUCUCAGCCUGGUGCCCAGCGGUCCUCUGUGCCUGUUCUCCAGUGGUCCUCUGUGCCUGUUCGAGCACCCCCUUCCUUCCUUCCCUGCCCAGCACGGCCAGCUUCUGCAUGACCUGCAUACUCUCUGACCCUCCUGCCCGUGUGUGGUGGACACUGGGUGCACAGACACUGCCCCCCAGCACCUGUGAGGGUGUGGCUACACACACCUUGAAGUAGCUGGUGAAACACAAGCUCCUGCUCUUCCGGGCCCCAAAACGUGAACUCUCGGGGAGAGAAGCACUCAGCGGACUAGAUUUGUUGAUAGUGAUGUGUCUACAGAGGUGCAGAGGGACCAGAGCUGGCCGUCUCCAGAAGAAGGGCAGUGUGCACCUCACAGAGGAGAUAAUCCAGAAGGCGGUUUCCACGUGGAGCCCCAGCGUCACAGUGUGUGCAGAGGUGAAGGUCUGUUCUAGAUGCAAACUCAGGAGGAUGUCCCUGUGGCCUCAGGGUGGCGCAGGGUCCCCAGCAGGAUGCCUGCCGUCACUAAGGAAGAGGCAGCAGCACCAGGGUUUGUUAACGUUAAGAACUUCUUUUCAUGAAAAGAAACCGAGGAGAGCGCGUGCCCCAGCAGCCCAGAUGGUCGCGGCACCUGUGUGGGGCCACUGCGCCCUCUGCCUUGGACGUCUUGCUGGCAUCUCCCGGGAGGGGAGAGCUAGGCCCACCUCUGGUCGCUGUUUUAACGUCUUUACUGUCACUCCCACCCUCGAGGGUCCAUGGACGUCAGAGGGCUGUCAGCAGGAAAGAGGAGGACCUGGCAAGACCGCAUGGAUGGAGGACACACAGGCUGCGAGGAGCUGGGGAAGAGACCGCCUCUUGGAAUUUAGAGCAAAACUGAGAAAGGACUUAGUGAACAUCGAGAUGUUCCUGACGGCCAAAGAGGUGGAGGAGUCCCUGGAGAGGCGCGAGACCGCCACCUGCCUGGCCUGGUGCCACGACAACAAGUCCCGCCUGCGCAAGAUGAAGGGCCGCCAAAGCGAGCACGACGCGAAGACGGGACGGAAAAGUAGAGUGGCCAGUGGCUCCCUUAAAGAGAGUGAGGAUCUUGGUAUGGAAACCAUAAAAGGAAGGCCAGAAUUGAGCUGCCUGGAGUUUAGCCUAAGGAUCCAGGAGUUCAUUGAACUCAUCCGGCAGAACAAGAGGCUGGACGCUGUGAGACAUGCAAGAAAGCACUUCAGUCAGGCCGAAGGGAGCCAGCUGGACGAGGUCCGCCAGGUGAUGGGCAUGCUGGCCUUCCCGCCGGACACGCAUAUCUCUCCCUACAAGGACCUGCUGGACCCUGCCCGGUGGCGAAUGCUCAUCCAGCAGUUCCGCUAUGACAACUACCGGCUGCACCAGCUGGGGAACAACUCCGUGUUCACCCUCACCCUGCAGGCCGGCCUCUCGGCGAUAAAGACACCGCAGUGCUACAAAGAGGACGGCAGCUCGCGGAGCCCCGACUGCCCGGUGUGCAGUCGCUCCCUGAACAAGCUGGCGCAGCCGCUGCCCAUGGCCCACUGCGCCAACUCGCGCCUGGUCUGCAAGAUCUCGGGAGACGUCAUGAACGAGAACAACCCACCCAUGAUGCUGCCCAACGGCUACGUCUACGGCUACAAUUCCCUGCUCUCCAUCCGGCAGGAUGAUAAGGUCGUCUGCCCGAGAACCAAAGAGGUCUUCCACUUCUCCCAGGCCGAGAAGGUGUACAUCAUGUAGGCGGCGGCGCGUCGCCCGGCAGCCGCAGGCCCUCCUGCCUGCGUCUCUGUUUCUUGCGACCAAAGAUCAGUGAGCAACGACACACACUCUCGGGAAAAGAGGGAGGAAGAUUUAACGAGCUCUGGCUUGAUUUUGUAACAAGUCAGCUGUCUGACACUUCUGAAGCGUGCUUUCACCUUUCAGAGAAACUUUUCUUUAAAGACUGACUCAGCAGAGGGGCACUAGGACAUUUCAGAUAGGACUCUGUUACCUCCCGUGCGCCCACACUUCCCUCCCUCUUGCUGAUGAUGAACCUAGGGGAACAGGCUGGUCCUCGGCUGUGGCCCCAAAGCCGUGGCAGCCACGCCAGACUGACCUGUGGCGACUCAGUGCCACGAAGGGCCCCGUCACUUCUCUGUAGAGCUGCUGCCAAACGCCAGCCCGUGGCCUGGGCGGGGCUGGCUUCCAGGUGGCCGUCUGCCCUUGGCCGCGGCUGUGGGGCUGUUAGGAUGCAUAGGUCCAGUAUCACGUCACUCCUGCCGCCUUACCUCCGCCUGAGAAUGUAUCACGUGGAAAUCCACUGGACCCAGUGUCUGCAGAGGCCUUGCUGAUGGUUCCAUAACUUUAGCUCUAAAUUCUCUUCAUUACAGAAACAAUAGUGCAGUUGAAAUAACCACCGACGACUUUUCAAAUCAGAUGAACCAUUGUAGUUUAUACAAGCCCGUGCGUAGAGGUUUGUACUCAGCGCUUAUUUUUGCAUGUUGAUGUUGAUUAGCUAAUAAACGAUAAACGUAAGACAGGCCGAUAAA
Molecule: messenger RNA, 3252 nt
Organism: Camelus dromedarius (Arabian camel)
Lineage: Eukaryota; Metazoa; Chordata; Mammalia; Artiodactyla; Camelidae
Gene: MAEA
Product: macrophage erythroblast attacher, E3 ubiquitin ligase
Exons: 8
Coding region: 1043-2464 (473 amino acids)
Biological process (GO): proteasome-mediated ubiquitin-dependent protein catabolic process
Cellular component (GO): GID complex; nucleus; cytoplasm
Molecular function (GO): protein binding; ubiquitin protein ligase activity
Source: RefSeq, a predicted model, not a curated record